Messenger RNA from Eruca vesicaria subsp. sativa (arugula), 390 nucleotides. NCBI's taxonomy places the organism in Eukaryota, Viridiplantae, Streptophyta, Magnoliopsida, Brassicales, Brassicaceae. The record is from the annotation of a GenBank genome assembly.
AUGCAUUCGUUUAUGCUCUCCUCAAAACUGGCCAAAGUUCUGAUCUACAAUGGAAAAACAGUAAGGAGUUUUCCACUCCGUAGGGCAUUCGUUUCCGCGUCACCAAGGCCCUUACAAGGAAAAGAAGAGGCAGAGCAAUGCCAAAAUGUGAAAGAAGCAGCAGAUGCAGUGAAGGACGGAGCGAAGCAAGUGAAGGAAACCACCGAGUAUAUCCAAGAUGUCGCUUCCACUACGUCUGGCCGAGUAAGUAAGAUGACAAAAGAUGUGACGGAAAAGGUUAGUGAAACGACGGAUUCUGUCACUGAAAAGGCUAAAGGAUCUGUAUCUGGAGUGGUGGGUACAGUCAAAAACGCUACUGAGAUCAUUAAGAACAAUGUUGGUGGCGAUUAG